Molecule: messenger RNA, 522 nt
Organism: Cylindrotheca closterium
Lineage: Eukaryota; Bacillariophyta; Bacillariophyceae; Bacillariales; Bacillariaceae
Source: the annotation of a GenBank genome assembly
AUGAGCCGACCGAGAUCUGUUGGAAUUCAGCCCCAAAUUGCAGUCUAUUCGAUUGCGUUGGGAGCAGCUUGCGCUUAUGCCGCCUACAAUGAAAGAUAUCUACGAGACCAAGAAGACCUUGAUGACAAACUGCGAAACAGAUAUUUGGCCAAUAUGCAAGAGGCGAAAGACAAGACGCCCCAAAUGACACAAAAGAUCCGUGGACAAGACAUGAAUUUGGACAAUGCCAUGAACAAACUAGUAUGGGGAGGAAAGGCGAAGUUGCCGGAAACCAAGAGUGUGGCUUCAGCGAAAAAUGAUGAUGAGGAGGAAAAGAAGUCAAGUGGAGAGGAUGAUUCCACAAGGGGGCCUCAAAAACGCAACAAGAAAAGGAAGAAAAAGAAAAACAAGGUGGAUGCUGCCGAAUUAGAGGUCAGAGAACAAGAAAAACAGAAACUGGUUUUGCAGUCCUUGGCGGCAGGAGUGACAAUAGGUGCGGCAGCAGUAGCUGCCACAGUCUUGGUAGGGAGCAAACCGAAAUAA